CAUAUAAUUGAUUGCUCUGAUCAAGCGAUAGCAAAACAAAAUACAAACCAGAACAGUCUCAAAGCUUCGCCCAAGCAGAGAAGAAUGGCCGCCGGAGGAGGAGGAGGAGACGAGCUGAAGCUGCUCGGAUUGUGGGCGAGCCCGUACGUCCUGCGAGCGAAAUUCGCGCUCAGCUUCAAGGGCCUGAGCUACGAGAACGUCGAGGAGGACCUCCACAACAAGAGUGAGCUGCUCCUGAGCUCCAACCCGGUGCACAAGAAGGUGCCCGUGCUCAUCCACAACGGCAAGCCCAUCUGCGAGUCGCAGAUCAUCGUGGAGUACGUCGACGAGGCGUUCCCUGACGCCGGCGAGUCCCUUCUCCCCUCCGACCCUUACGACCGCGCCGUCGCUCGCUUCUGGGCCGCCUACAUCAAUGACAAGUUCAUGCCGGCGUGGCAGAAGGCGUCGUUGGGCCUCACGGAGGAGGAGAAGGCGGAGGCGGUGAAGCAGAUGCUCGCCGCGAUCGAGAACCUGGAGACGGCGUUCAAGGAGUUGUCCAAGGGGAAGCCCUUCUUCGGCGGCGACACCGCCGGGUACCUCGACGUCACGCUCGGCGCCGUGGUCGGCUGGGCGCGCGCCGGCGAGGUCCUGUUCGGGAGGAAGCUCUUCGACGCCACUAGGAGCCCUCUCCUGGCGGCGUGGAUGGAGCGGUUCGUCGCGCUGGACGCUGUCAAGGCGGUGUUGCCGGACAAUGCCGAGCUGAUCGAGUAUGGCAAGAUGAGGAUGGCGCACUACGCCAAGCUUGCUGCCGCCUUGGCUGCUGCGAACAAGAAGUGAGCCGGCGAAGCAAACCUGUAGUUGGUGUGUGUCCGUUCUCGUUGCUCGUGGUCUCGUGGAGGAUGAAAGCUGGUGCACCAUAGUCCUUCCACACCGUGAGGUUGAGUUGUGACUUUUUUUUUCUUCCAGUGAUCCGUUCGAUCGGAUCGUCAUGUGAUUCUGGCGCAUUUAACUCAAUAAAAGAAAGGAAGAAGUUCAAAUUACCCGCUUAAA
Messenger RNA from Oryza sativa Japonica Group (Japanese rice), 1029 nucleotides. Its product is annotated as probable glutathione S-transferase GSTU6. Gene Ontology annotation, biological process: glutathione metabolic process. Gene Ontology annotation, cellular component: cytoplasm. NCBI's taxonomy places the organism in Eukaryota, Viridiplantae, Streptophyta, Magnoliopsida, Poales, Poaceae. The record is from RefSeq and is a predicted model, not a curated record. Gene Ontology annotation, molecular function: glutathione transferase activity.